CAAUUGAUGGUUCGACCGCAGAGAAUAGCAUCGCCAGUUUAGUCUCGUUUGAGAGUAGGCGGGAAGCUUCUCUCUCUCUCUCUCUCUCCGCUGAUUUACAGUCUCUCUCCCCUGCGUCCACUGAUUCUUACAGUCCCUCCAUUGAUGGAGUCAACGAAGAACACAUGCCUCAAACUUGAAAUCUCAAACGCAGACCAGACCACCACAGACCCAAUCUUCGUCAAGGCCACCUGGUUCCCCUCUCGCUUCGACCUCUCCAUCUCCGACGGCCUCCACGCCUGGACCCUCAACGCUACUGAGGACGAGGUUAGGGAGAGAGCGUCUCAGUGGGACCAACCCGUCUCCGAAUACAUCGAGUUGGCCGAGAGGCACCUAGGGUUUCAACAGCCGGGAUCGGUUUACAGAUUUACGGAUGCCGGAAACGGGCACAGAAGAUUGUCAUGGACAUUUGAGAAGGAAGGGACUAAGCUAGAAUGGCGAUGGAAAUGUAAGCCUUCACCCAAUGAUAAGGAAACUACAGCAGGAAUCUUGGACUUUCUCAUGGACGCAAACGUGCGACUAAGUGAUGAAGUUGUAUGGAAAACACAAUCAUUCGACAAGCUAAGAGUAGAAGCUGAGAAGUGUUUAGCACAAAGUGAGAGAUUCAGCAAUGAGAAGACAGAGUUUGAAGAUGCAAUCUAUGCGAAGUUUCUUGGGGUAUUGAAUUCAAAGAAAGCAAAGCUUAGAGAGCUUAGAGACCGACUUUCGAAACAGGAAAAAUCCGGAAAAUUGCCUGAAGAAGAAGAAGAAGAAGAAUCAACAGACAAAACAGAGACUUUUGAUGGAAGUGAUGAUGAAAAGAGUGAGGAAGAGUCUACAGUGAAGCUCACUGGCACUUCAAAGAAUGUUUCUUCAAUUAAACCUCGUGGCAGAAAGAGAAAAUAGACAUCUCACUGGCUGAGCCUGAUCUUCUUAGUCAGUGUUUCGUAGAUUACCUGCGCGGUGCCCUGUUAUAGUUUAACUUCUUGUUUUGAGUAAUGGGGUGAUUGUAGUAUUUGAUUUCUUAUUGUUCUGGUAAAGAAGAAGGGUCCUUUGAGUUUUCAAUCUGCAGAAUAUUUUGAUUUCUGGAUGA
Molecule: messenger RNA, 1111 nt
Organism: Rhododendron vialii
Lineage: Eukaryota; Viridiplantae; Streptophyta; Magnoliopsida; Ericales; Ericaceae
Product: DNA repair protein XRCC4
Exons: 5
Coding region: 145-924 (259 amino acids)
Biological process (GO): double-strand break repair via nonhomologous end joining; positive regulation of ligase activity; DNA recombination
Cellular component (GO): nucleus; DNA ligase IV complex; DNA-dependent protein kinase-DNA ligase 4 complex
Molecular function (GO): DNA binding
Source: RefSeq, a predicted model, not a curated record